Molecule: messenger RNA, 2699 nt
Organism: Periconia digitata
Lineage: Eukaryota; Fungi; Ascomycota; Dothideomycetes; Pleosporales; Periconiaceae
Source: the annotation of a GenBank genome assembly
CAUUUGAGAAUCGCCACAACCGAUCUGUCAAGCCUCAUUCAUCGUUGCGCCAAAAUGUCAUCUGAUCACCCCAAUCUUCUACCCACCAGGCCGCAAAGGAUCCUCGCCUGCGUAGGAUGUCAGCAGCGUAAGAUCAAGUGCGAUCGAAAAUUCCCUUGCCUUCAUUGUACGAAGUCGAAAACAACAUGUACACCUGCCACCAAAAUACCUCGGAGGCGCCGUCGUAGGUUCGCUGAGCAGGAAUUACUCGACCGACUACAUACAUACGAAGAGCUUCUUCAACAGAAUAACAUCGAUUUCGAACCCUUGGGUCAAGAAGUAACAACCACGAAGCCUUCACCAGAUUAUAGUGACCAUGUGGAGACAAAUGGCGGUAUUACUCCUGCAUCCUCGUCUACCACCAUUCAUUCCCCUGGUGUCAAACCUGAUCUCAAGAGCUUCUGGCACGCAGUUAAUCAAAGAUUUCGCACUGACGAUGAAGAUGGCGACUCCCCCGAUACGGAAGAGUAUCUUGAUGAUAUUGUCAACUCAGCGAUGGACUCAAUUUUUGUCGACGACAGUUCGUUCCUGUUUGGCCGCCAGGAUACUGUUGAUCUUUCCCCAUUACACCCCGAUCCGGCCCAUAUCUUCCGACUCUGGCAGUUAUUUUUGGAUAAUGUCAAUCCUUUGCUAAAGGUAAUACAUACACCAACAAUGCAGGUACGCAUAAUAGAAGCCAUAGGCAACAUAUACGCACUUCAGCCUCCAAUGGAAGCACUCAUGUUCGCUAUCUACUCCAUGGCAAUCCUCAGCCUUGAAGACAGUGAUUGCCGAUCCACAUUCGCAGGUAGCAAACCGGAGCUGCUCAAAAGAUAUCAAUUUGGAUGUCAACAAGCCUUACAAAAUAGCGGAUUUCUCAAAUCUGAAGAUCGGGAUUGUCUGACAGCCUUCUUCCUCUAUUUGUUUUCCUACGUUCACAGCUCCGAGCCCAAAGCGCUCUCCUCCGCCGUCGCUAUGGCAAUCCGCAUUGCCCAACGCAUGCAAUUGGAUAGUGAAUAUGCCUGUGCACAGCACGACUUCCUUGAAGGCGAAAUGCGGCGAAGACUCUGGUGGGCGCUUCUCCUCUUCGACGUACGCGUGUCGCAACUGGCCGGCGGAAAGACCAAGUCUUUCCUUCCUAUAUUCUCCACUCGCACCCCCCUUAAUAGCAACGACUCGACUCUUGCUGCCAGUGUCCAAGACCCGCCCAUCUCAACCAUCAUCACGCCAGAAGUUGCUCAAGAACAACCCACGGAAUCAAUUUACGUCGUAGUGAAGGCGAACAUGGGCAACUUUAUCUGCCAUACAGCGUUCCAUCUCGCCUAUAAUGCCCCAGAGCUUCUACCGCUCGUUCCCACCCCAGCAGUACAUUCGUCCCCCGGAACUAACGACCAAAUCACACACCUCGAAAAGAUGCUCGAAUCGCGGUACCUCUCCCUCUGUAACCCCUCAGACCCGCUCCACUUCAUGACUAUUUGGGAAACCAGGUCUUUGCUCGCAAAGUGCAGGCUAAUGGAGUACUACCGGUCUGACCUCGAAUCAUCCUGGACCGAAACACAAUUUGACACUGCAUGCCAGCACGCAAUUCGUCUCCUCGAAUGCAACAAUACCAUCAAAUCGUCUCCCUUGACAAAACCUUUCCGAUGGAUGACGCGCUUUUACUUCCCAUUCCCUGCGUACAUUCACCUACUCAAGCACCUAAAGCGUGCUCCGUUGGAUUCGCAUGCUCGCGAUGCAUGGGAUGUUAUGAGCACGAAUUUCACGAUGUGGUUGAGCGAAGUGUUUCAAAACCAGGAUGCGAUUUACAUGUUGAUGGGAAAGCUGGUGCUUGGGGCGUGGGCUGCGAAAGAAGAAGUGCUUGUAAGGCGGAACGAGGUCCUUGAUCCCGAUGAAGUUCCAGGUAUUGUCACGACGAUCAGAAAAAUUGCGAAGGAAAAAAGAGCGCGAGAAGAACAGAUUGGGAGUGAUGUCGGUGUGGAUUGGCUCAGCGGCGGGAGUGCAGACGUUUAUGGUGGUGGUUUCGCAGGUAUGGCAGGAGGGGGUGCUGCUUUUGAUGACACGAUCACGAAUGAGUUCGUGAAUGGUUUGCAAAACCCUUGGCCAGUAUUUGGCUUGGAUUCUAUCACGAAUCCUACGAUUGAUCCUGGCAUGAAUCAACUAGAUUGGACGGCAUCCGCGAUGGAUUGGGGGGUGGGUCAAAAAACCACAUGGUAAGUCGUUGAUAGGUUGGGCCGCCGGAGAAGCAAUGAUGGUGAGCCGCGCGUGCUCUAGUAUAUGCAUACCAUCCCGACUCUUGCUGAUGAUACGCCUCCAGAGGGCAUUCUACACUCUUACACAUAUAGAAUACAGUUGACAUGCUGUCUCCUUGCAUUUCCCGUCUCAUCUUGUUGUUGGCAUAUCCAGCGUGUGGACGGCUUUCUCCAUGUCUCGCACUAGUGAUGUUGGGCUGUUCAAUUCUGGUCCGAGUAUAGUUGGCAGCCUCUCAAUAUUGAUGUCGAAGGGCUCGUGGCGGUGCGUGGGUGUCAAAGUGGGUGCCAUUGUGAGGCAGGUAGGACAGGGUUAAUAGAAGUAGAAAGCCGGGAGACAGUAGGAACUGCGCGCCUGACUACUUUGCGUUGGGUGUUCUCUCCAGGCGGUUACGCGAUCGGUUUUGAGACUCUUCGAUCAUCGGGACGAAAUAU